AUGAUGUUAAGGACCCCAAGGAAUCUGUCUCUGCUCAUCAUGAGGCAGAAAAACAUGAGCAAGAGGAGGCUGGUGACCGACCAUAGGGGCCAAGAUAUAUCUCUGCUUUCGACGUCACCAACUCGCUCCAGACCUCGGGAUACCAGGAUCCUGGACGUCUCACUUAGCACGGUACUUUCCGACCAUGCCGAUAGGAGUACGGUAGAGAUCUCGAAGCUGCCUACGAGUGUUGAAGACCGCUUUCUGCCUAUCGAGAUGUUCCACCGACGUGGCGAGAAGGAGGACCAGAAGACCGGUACGGGCCCCGUCGCAGUGCCCGGCAGCAACGUCACCUUUAUCCUCGGUAGGAAGCUCAGAGAUGGUAGAGUCAUUGACUGCAGCCCACCAAGGGACAGACUCACUUUCACUGUCGGAGAUGAUUGCAUGGACACCGAUGCCUUCCACAUCGGAAUGAAGGGCAUGUUGGUAGGAAGGAACGUCGCAUCAUCGUCCCAGAAUGUUAUGCGUUCACCCCUGAGGAGUGGGUGGCACUUUUCGUUCAUCAAGGCCAAAGGCAACCAGGAAAACACGAUCAAAACAUCUACCAUGUCCUCGCAAGACAUCUCGCAUUCUCAGAGGGAAAUGUCUACGCAGAACAGCAUUCCGGAUCAAGACAACUUCACGCUAGCGGCAGAGAUCGCCAAUAUCUCCACAGAAAACGCGGUUGUUGCUCCGUCUGGGACGGGCUCGGUCCACGAGCGGCAUGUUAUCAAACUCACAAUCGCCUACAACGAAAUGGACCUUCUUGUUAAGUCCUUGGGUGUUUCCCACGAAGUCGCUGGUCACGCAAAAUCACUGUACAGCGCAGUCUACAGCUUCAGCGACAUUGAAGAACUCCAAUCUCAGCACAACGCCAUUGUCGCUGUGUGCGUUCAUAUUGCCUGCGGCGAGAAGAAUCAGCAACGAUCUAUGCAAGAAGUCUCCAGAUCAUCCCACGCAACGACCCAGCAAAUGCUCAUCGUGUCCGGAAAAUUGAAGGACUUCUUCGCUACCGGACCGGUACGGGGACCCCUGCUCUCCGAGGAGGACAAGCGUUUGCAAUCCGCCUAUGACACCCUCGCUAGCAUCUCGGACCCAAUUAAAAUCGAUCCGAUUGUCGUGUAUUACGCCAAACGUCUCUGCAAGGAGGUUUGCAAUUCUGGCAGCUUCAAAGACGAAGAGGAAAGCCUUACCGUUCCCUGGUGCCUAUUGAUUGCCUCCCGUCAAUUAAAAGACCCACGAUCCUUUGAGGAGAUAUUCACCAUACUUCCAGGUGCUACCAAGGCCGACAUGGGAAGAACAGGGGAGUCCCUCAAGGUGUUCUUUGCUGCAGAGGAUAGGCAGCAGACUACGGAGGCGUCACAGACACAGGGAACUUCCACGGGUGUCGGUGCAGAUGCUCGCUCCACUGGCAAAGUUGUGCGUACACUGCAGGAAUUGAUCGAACAGCUAAAUACGGAAGAAGAUUGA
Messenger RNA from Letharia columbiana, 1488 nucleotides. RefSeq lists its product as uncharacterized. Gene Ontology annotation, cellular component: nucleus; transcription preinitiation complex. The transcript is spliced from 3 exons. NCBI's taxonomy places the organism in Eukaryota, Fungi, Ascomycota, Lecanoromycetes, Lecanorales, Parmeliaceae. Bases 1 to 1488 code for a protein of 495 amino acids. The record is from RefSeq and is a predicted model, not a curated record. Gene Ontology annotation, biological process: transcription preinitiation complex assembly; DNA-templated transcription initiation.